AUGGGCGCCAAGUCGCGGAUGCUCGCCCAUGUCCUUGAUUUCUCUCCGCUGGAGUGGAGAAAGCCAGUGGCGGCUCGCGCCGCCUUCGCGUGCCUACGCAAUGAGUUGGCUGCCAACGGUCUGCUGGCCUACCUAGGGCAGACGGUGCCGGGAGAGUGCCCGGCGGCACCGCAGCUCGACUGCCCCUGGAGCUACUGGCUGGCCCUGGGCAUCUUCAUCGGCGUGCUCGCGGGUUGGACCACGGCAGUCUCCUUGAUGCGCGAGACCACCUUCGACGACUGGGUCAUGCCAGGACCGCGAGUGGCUAAAGAGUGGCUCGUCUCUGUCAGAGAUGGUGUGAGCGAGUCUUCGGCUGUGGCCCACAUUCACUAUGUCCUUUGUGAGGUGGUGCGGUUGGCGAUGCAGACUGUUCAGUUGGAUGUCGCGAACCUGCUGAGUUUCGAAUUCGCCAUGCGGAGGAUCUGCCGAGACGAGACGGCGGUCGCCCGGAACCCUCGACACCCAGGCUACGGCGGCCUAGAGAUCGCGCUGCGUGCCCCGACCACCGAGCAGGGCCCGGCCAGCGCGAACAAGUUCACAGAGUGGGCGACGGGCCGCCUGAAAGAACAUGCCGCGAUCUACAAGCAUACUCGGCUGUGGAACGAGGAACAGCGCGCCCUGCAGGCAGCGCGUGGCUCGGGAGACCACAGGAAGGGCAAGGGCCGCGGCUCGCGGCGGGGCAAGGGCGGCAAGGGCGACGAGGAGGACCACGACAAGCAG
Messenger RNA from Prorocentrum cordatum, 759 nucleotides. NCBI's taxonomy places the organism in Eukaryota, Dinophyceae, Prorocentrales, Prorocentraceae. The record is from the annotation of a GenBank genome assembly.